Macadamia integrifolia is the source of this 1081-nucleotide messenger RNA. RefSeq lists its product as uncharacterized. The coding region runs from base 190 to 483 and encodes 97 amino acids. The record is from RefSeq and is a predicted model, not a curated record. The transcript is spliced from 4 exons. Lineage: Eukaryota; Viridiplantae; Streptophyta; Magnoliopsida; Proteales; Proteaceae.
UAGCUUGCGGCCUUGGGGUGUUGGCAGUUAGCUGAUAGGAUAAUUGGACAUUUGGUCCGGUGGCUUAGAACUGUGGAAGUCCCAUUCUUCGAAGUUUGAUGAGGAGAGGAUAGAAGAGAUCAAGAAAAUAGGAAACCGAUACAGGGAAAAACCCUCGAAAUCGGCAAAGAAUUUCUGAGUUUCACUGCAAUGACGAGCAGUUGGAGGAGGACUUUCGGAAACGUCAGAUCUUUUAUUGGUAACUCGAUGGGAGGUCUGAGAGGAGGAACCAAUCUCGCUUCAUGGGCUGUCGCGGGAACCAUAGCCUACUUUCUUUGGGUCAAACCUUCUCAAGAUCUCAAAAGGGAACAAGAGGAAAGGGCCGCUCUGGCUGCAGCUUCGGAUACUUAUCGUUACGUUGAAAAAAGAAAACCUGUUCCUGAUCCUCAGGAAACUGGCUUGAUAUAUGGGAAGAAGAACCCAACCAAGAAAUUGGACGAUUAACUUAGCUCAAGUUACUAAUCACUGUGAUUCUCUCAAGUUGGUGACUGAAGGAAAUUUACUUCUAAGCUGUUCAAUUAGUUGGUUCAUUUUCUUAUCAGCUUUAGUGAGAUGAAGCAUCUUUGCUGUGCUUCAUGUCUGACCUCAGCCAUCACAAGCAAAAUGUAGCUCUAGAUCUUGAGUUCCAUACUCCCUACGUGUCACCGCAGCUUAAUUUAUGGACAUUUUGACAAUAAAAAAUGCUUUGCUGUUUGUAUGGAGCAUUACGGUUCUGUCACUGGCUACUGACUGUAAGCAGUUGUAAUGGUGUAGCUCAUUUGUUGUGCUUUGUUUUACAUGCUAAGCCAUCACACAGGCUGUGUGGUGGGUGAGUUAGUUCAAUAAACACCACUUAAAUUUUUUUGAAAUCUGUUCCCACUUUUCAGUUAUCUUAUGCAAGGGAAUGUAAUAUCUAGUACUGAUGGCAUUACAGUGAGGAAGAAGUAGAAUAGAGCAAAUUCUUCCAAAAAUAUAUUGCAGUGAUGGGAGUAUGCUUUGACAUAAAAUUUGAACUCAGUUGUACAUUUCUACUCCUUAAUGUGAAAAUAUACUGUUUCCCUUA